AUGGGUUGUAGUAUGAGCGCUGAAGACAGACUGGCUGUUGAGAGGAACAAGCAGAUCGAGAAAUCCUUACGGGAGGAUGGCCAACAAGCUGCCAAAGACAUCAAACUCUUGCUGCUAGGCGCUGGUGAAUCCGGAAAAAGUACCAUUGUCAAGCAAAUGAAAAUUAUACACGAAGGCGGUUUUACGUCUGAGGAUAACAAACAGUUCAAGCCGGUGGUCUACAGCAACACCAUUCAGUCGUUGGUGGCUAUAAUCAGGGCUAUGUCCAUCCUACAUAUUGAGUUCGGUGACCCCGAGAGAGAGACGGACGCAAAAUUGAUCCUGGACGUGAUACAGCGGAUGGAAGAUACGGAACCCUUCACGGAUGAGCUGCUGGCCGCCAUGAAACGAUUGUGGGCAGAUUCCGGAGUUCAGGAAUGCUUCAAUAGGAGCAAUGAGUAUCAGCUUAAUGAUUCCGCUAAAUAUUUCUUGGAUGAUAUAGAUCGCCUGGGUUCUAAGGAUUACAUGCCAACGGAGCAGGAUAUCCUUAGGACUCGAGUCAAAACCACAGGGAUUGUCGAAGUCCAUUUCAAUUUCAAGAAUCUGAAUUUUAAGUUAUUUGAUGUGGGUGGGCAGAGGUCGGAGCGUAAAAAAUGGAUCCAUUGUUUCGAAGAUGUCACUGCUAUCAUCUUCUGCGUCGGAAUGAGUGAGUACGAUCAAGUUCUACACGAAGACGAAACUACUAAUCGCAUGCAGGAGAGUUUGAAGCUGUUCGAUUCCAUCUGCAACAACAAGUGGUUUACAGACACCACCAAACCUCACAAAAUGAUAACCAACCCAAACUUCGCAGGAUCGAAUACAUUCGAGGAGGCCUCCAGCUACAUACAGGCUCAGUUCGAAGCGAAAAACAAGAGCACGACGAAGGAAAUCUACUGUCACCAAACUUGCGCCACUGACACUAACAACAUCCAGUUCGUCUUUGAUGCCGUUACAGAUGUUAUUAUCGCCAAUAAUCUACGGGGCUGUGGUCUAUACUAA
Helobdella robusta is the source of this 1017-nucleotide messenger RNA. RefSeq lists its product as hypothetical. Gene Ontology annotation, molecular function: GTP binding; GTPase activity; G-protein beta/gamma-subunit complex binding. Lineage: Eukaryota; Metazoa; Annelida; Clitellata; Rhynchobdellida; Glossiphoniidae. Bases 1 to 1017 code for a protein of 338 amino acids. The transcript has 8 exons. Gene Ontology annotation, cellular component: heterotrimeric G-protein complex. Gene Ontology annotation, biological process: adenylate cyclase-modulating G protein-coupled receptor signaling pathway. The record is from RefSeq and is a predicted model, not a curated record.